Molecule: messenger RNA, 1056 nt
Organism: Metopolophium dirhodum (rose-grain aphid)
Lineage: Eukaryota; Metazoa; Arthropoda; Insecta; Hemiptera; Aphididae
Product: 52 kDa repressor of the inhibitor of the protein kinase-like
Exons: 5
Coding region: 157-1032 (291 amino acids)
Molecular function (GO): protein dimerization activity
Source: RefSeq, a predicted model, not a curated record
CGCAAAAAUGCACUUUUUGAAGCUAUUAGUAAUAGUGAUUUGAUACCAAGCAUAAAAUCAUUAAAACGAUUAUGUGCAACCAGAUGGAUUCAAAGGUAUGAUGCCGUUAAUGAUUUUGUUCAGUUAUUUCCAUACGUUGUAGUUUCAUUAGAAACUAUGUCAAGUUGGAAAGAUGUAACUGCAGUUGAAGCCAAUAUGUUAAGAAAUGCAAUGGACUCAGAAUUUCUUAUAUCAGUACAAAUUAUAAAGGUUUUAUUUUCAUAUGGGCUGCCAUUGUGCAAACAACUACAAAGCAAAGACAUUGAUUUAAAAGAAAUGGUUGGUUUAGCAGAAGAUAAUGUUAAUGCUCUUAAACAACUAAGAACUAAUAUUGAACCUGAAUUUAAAAAAAUAUUUGAUGAGGCUCAAAAAAUGGCUGAAGUUCUAGAUUUUCAAAUUGUAGUAAAAAGAAUAAACAAAAGGCAAAUAAACCGUGCUAAUCCAUCAUUAUCAUCCGAAGAACCAGAAGAUUAUUUUAGAGUUACUAUUUGUAUUCCUUAUAUUGAAUCAUUCAUAAAUCAACUAGAGCUCAGAUUCUUAGAGCACCAUAAUAUUUUUAAAGGUUUUUAUUGUUUAUUUGACAACAACGAAGAUUCUAAUGAAGCUGAUUUUGAAUCUCUCGUUUCAUUCUACUUGACUCAUAAUGAUUUGUCUACCACUCUUGGUGAACUUAAAAUGUGGAAGUUAAAACUUGCCCGUCUAAAUAUUAAACCAUCUAAUGGAAUUGAUGCAUUAAAACUUUGUAGUCCCGUGAUCUUCCCAAAUAUUCAUAUGUUAUUAAAAAUUCUAUGCACACUGCCGGUAUCAACAGCUACUCCAGAGAGAAUGUUUUCAAAUUUAAAAAGAGUAAAAUCUUAUUUGAGAAAUACUAUGAAAGAGGACAGAUUAAAUGGAUUGACCAUGUUGUCGGUAUACCGAAAUAUAAAUUUAACUCCUGAAGAAGUCAUUGAUGAGUUGGGACAAAAACCCAGGAAAAUAGACAUUGUUUUAUAAUGAAAAUAAAUAUUAGUUAAACGA